Molecule: messenger RNA, 254 nt
Organism: Musca vetustissima
Lineage: Eukaryota; Metazoa; Arthropoda; Insecta; Diptera; Muscidae
Product: U6 snRNA-associated Sm-like protein LSm6
Exons: 2
Coding region: 11-250 (79 amino acids)
Biological process (GO): maturation of SSU-rRNA; mRNA splicing, via spliceosome
Cellular component (GO): P-body; nucleolus; U6 snRNP
Molecular function (GO): RNA binding
Source: RefSeq, a predicted model, not a curated record
ACCCGGAAAAAUGUCUCGCAAGGAAGCUUUGUCACAAUUUAUCAAUCAAAUCCAUGGAAGACCUGUUGUGGUCAAGUUGAACAGUGGUGUUGAUUACAGAGGCGUUCUAGCAUGUCUGGAUGGCUACAUGAACAUUGCCCUCGAUCAAACUGAAGAAUAUGUCAAUGGCCAACUUAAAAAUAAAUACGGUGACGCCUUCAUAAGAGGCAACAACGUUUUGUAUAUAUCCACACAAAAGAGAAGAGUAUAACACU